This is a messenger RNA of Trypanosoma cruzi, 576 nucleotides long. Its product is annotated as mucin TcMUCII, putative. The transcript has a single exon. The record is from RefSeq and is a predicted model, not a curated record. NCBI's taxonomy places the organism in Eukaryota, Euglenozoa, Kinetoplastea, Trypanosomatida, Trypanosomatidae. The coding region runs from base 1 to 576 and encodes 191 amino acids.
AUGACGACGUGCCGUCUGCUGUGCGCCCUGUUGGUGCUCGCCCUGUGGUGCUGCCCGUCCGUGUGCGGGACAACGAGUGGAGAUACAACUGAAAAAAAUUCUGUUUCAAAGGGUGUCGAGAAAGAGGGAACAGGUGAGGGGAUGGAAUCGCAUAGUACAACUUCUCCUUCGCCACAGAAAGGAGAGGAGGGGGAUGGGAGUGAGGAACAGGAACCAAAUAUGGCGCUUCAUACGUCACAGGAAAAGGGUACAAUAAAAGAAACGGCACAGUCACAAAAUACUUCCAAUAAUAAACAGGAUCAGGAACAAGAAGAUGGGCAAUCCACUAAGGAAGAGACUGAAAAUACGAACACUAACACGUCAAAUGAACAAAAGAAGGCUGCUGCACCAACAACGACAACUACAACAAUGGCACCAACUACAACGACGACCACUGCGCCGGAGGCACCAACUACUACGACCACCCGCGCACCGUCACGUCUUCGCGAAAUCGACGGCAGCCUCAGCAGCUCUGCGUGGGUGUGUGCCCCGCUGCUGCUCGCCGUAUCCGCGCUGGCGUACACCACUCUGGGCUGA